AAUGUUUAUGACUUGUGACUACCUCUUUCCUUGCUUUGUCAUCGCAAAUGGAAAGUCAUGUGACAGUAAAAGGCUCGAAGUUGUUGUCGCUCCCUCUGGCUUUCAUACCUACUUCACACUAGCUACUCUAGUUCUUCACACUCGAUUUACUCUCUGAAGAGCAAAUAGGUUGCUGAGAAUGCUGUCUUUGGUCAUAAUCUUAAGCCUACUGGCUUUUGCCUUUGGUAAACCAUGUGCUACUGAAGGCUUGAACAGUGAGUUUCACCUCUCGCUCAAUAAGAAUCUCCUUCGCUCACUGGAGACACAAGAAGGACUCCCCAAUCCCAGCGUCCACUUGGCCUUACGGCUUUCUGAUUACCACAACCUUCCCAAGGAGAGUGAACACCUGAAUAGCUUGAAAAAUCGUUUGCACAAUGACAUUCAAAGUUCUCUCUCUAACAGCAAGCCCAUUGUCGGCCUCUUGGCACUGUACACUUUGGCUUUGAAGUCCUCCUGUUAUGACUUAAACACAGUGACCUUCACAGUUAGUGAGAUGAGUGAGACGCUGCUGACACACCUAAAGAAGCAGAUGGAUGACGAAAAAGACAAUAUUGCGUUCAGCCACCGCCCUUUGACCAACUAUUACCAGUAUUCUCUUGGUGUGCUUGCUCUCUGCGUGAGCGGCAUAAGGGUCAACAACCAUGUCAGCAACAAGCUCAUCAAGGCAGUUGAAAUGGAACACUUCAAACAUGGAGACUCCGAAAGUAUUGAUACCAAUGCCAUGGCUGGAAUGGCACUUCAGUGUGUGAAGGACGCUGGUUCUCACGUGCAGAACGCUGCUGAGCUCGACACAGCCCUCAGCCAUAUCAAGCAGAAGCUCUUGGCCUCCCGUCGGGCCGACGGUCACAUCGGCAAUGAGUUCAGCACUGGCCUCGCAGUGCAGGCAUUAACAGCUAUGGGCAGCCGAGUUGCAGAGUGCGCUGCCUCAAUGGAGGCCAUGAGGACGGAUGCCAGAAGCAACACGUACAGCAACCCCAUGGCCCUAUCUCAGAUUCUUCCAGCUCUCCAGCAGAAAUCCUACCUGACUAUUAAAAGCAAAGAGUGCCUCAAUGAGGACGACACUUUGGGGGUGGAGGCCAUAGUUCCUGUGGUGGAUUUGGCAAGCAUGUCCCCGGUGACCUUGAUGGUGGAAGUGGUGGCGUCCAGUGGGGCAGCUGCUGUUUACUCUGUGGAUGUGCCAAAGGGAGACUCUCUAUUGGAUGCCCUUGAAAUUCUCAAGGGCAAGAAUGUUGGCUUCACGUUUGAGAAGGAGUCCAGCCUGUGGGGUAACUUCUUAAGUGUGGUAAAUGGAGAGCAGGCUAGACAGAGCGACCGCAGAUACUGGCACCUCUCCUCUGAUGGCACUGCACUCAUUCAGGGUAUAAAUGAUUUCAAGAUUGAGGCUGUGCAAAAAAUAACCAUCAAAAACACAAGCUACUAGCCAGUCACUGCUGAUGCAGUCGAUAUGAAUCCAAAGCAGUUAAAUCUCUUUUCUACUAUUUGUUGUUAGAGAUUAUUCUUAAUUUUUCUGAUCUCAUCCCGCAAUUUAGAUCUAAUCAAACUCACGUUGCACGUUAUUUUUUAUGCAUGAAUUAUUAACUGAGUGUAAAAUGUUUUGUGAUUGUAGUUUUAAACAAAUAAAAAAAUUAAUAACUUUUUAUAAGGACAUUUCUUAAA
This is a messenger RNA of Pungitius pungitius (ninespine stickleback), 1695 nucleotides long. It is a transcript of the gene tcn2, whose product is annotated as transcobalamin II. Gene Ontology annotation, biological process: cobalamin transport. The coding region runs from base 179 to 1459 and encodes 426 amino acids. Gene Ontology annotation, molecular function: cobalamin binding. Lineage: Eukaryota; Metazoa; Chordata; Actinopteri; Perciformes; Gasterosteidae. The transcript has 10 exons. The record is from RefSeq and is a predicted model, not a curated record.